Messenger RNA from Paramecium octaurelia, 2060 nucleotides. The record is from the annotation of a GenBank genome assembly. Lineage: Eukaryota; Ciliophora; Oligohymenophorea; Peniculida; Parameciidae.
AUGAUUGCUGCUGAAGAACUAGCUGAAGAAUAAUAAGAGCAUAAUAAUUCAUUGAUACAAAAUGGAAAGUCUACUUUUAAGCCUCAGUUCCUCUCUAAAUAAGAAAGAGAAGAAUAAAAGUAAAAAUUGGAAGAAGAGCAACAUAAACAAUAAUUAGAGAAACAAUAAUAGAUAGCUUAGAUUCGUAAAGAAUAUAUACAUUUUAGAAGUAAGUUGAGGUCAAAUUUCUUAGGUGAUGAUCAAAAAGUUAGAUAAAUUUUAGAGAAGAAAAGAUCCAAAAGUAGAAGCAGAUCGAAAAGCAAGGAGAAGAAUAAUAAUCGUUAUAUAACUUCGAAUACUAGAGCAACAGUUCCCGUGAAGAUGGACGGAGAAAAUUAAGAGCUCAUGAACAUAAAAAUGCAAUAUUUGGGAUUAAAUAAAUAGAAGAAAAAGAUCUUAAAGCCUUCUGAGAAGUUUAAAAACAUAUUCAAUUUUGAAUGGGAUGCCACUGAAGAUACUUCCAUAGAUACUAAUCCAAUCUACAAGAAUAGAAUAAAUGCAAGCGGUUUACAUUCGAAAGUACAAGAGGACAAAAAUGCGGAUCAAUUAUUGUCAUCAGAUCAUUGGAGUAAGAAAUCUCUGACUCAAAUGCAACCAAGAGAUUGGAGAAUAUUCAGAGAAGAUAUGGAUAUCAUAAUCAAAGGAGGUCGUGUUCCAAAUCCCAUUAGAGAAUGGAACGAAGUAUAAUUGCCUAAGAAUUUAAUGAAUUCUAUUCGAAAUUUAAACUAUGUCAAACCAACUCCAAUUUAAAUGCAAACAAUUCCUAUUGGGUUAGAACGCAAAGAUAUGAUUGGCAUUGCUCCGACGGGAAGUGGUAAAUCUGCUGCAUUUCUAAUUCCAUUAAUCACUUAUUUAUCUACCCUCCCUAAAUAGGAUGAUAAAAUAUGUAAAGAUGGUCCAUAUGCAUUGAUAAUGGCUCCAGCUAGAGAAUUGGCUAUUCAGAUUGAGGCUGAAUUCUAAAAGUUAUCUUAAGGAUAUAAUUUAAGAUCAUUUGUAAUAGUAGGAGGGAGGAAGGAAGAGGAAUAAGAAUUUCAUUUGAAGAAAGGAAUCGAAAUUUUGAUAGGAACACCAGGUAGAAUAAAGGAUCUAUUGAUGAAGAAGUAUUUGGUAUUAGAAUAAUGUUCAUGGAUUGUAUUAGAUGAGGCAGAUAAAAUGAUAGAUCUAGGAUUUGAAUAAGAUGUGAAUUAUAUCUUGGAUUCAAUUACUACUUAGAUGAAAUCGGAAGAUGAAAUAGCAGCUGAGUUGGAAGAGAAGUUGGCCUAAGCUGGAGAAAGGUAAUAUAGAGUGACUCAUUUAUUUUCAGCCACAAUGCCUCCUCAAGUAGAAAAAUUGGCAAAAAGAUAUUUAAGAGCAUUUUGUUUUAUUAGUAUUGGUGAACCAGGAGGGGGCAAGAAGGAUAUAGAAUAAAAAAUAGAAAUGAUUAAUGAGGCAGCUAAAAAGUACUUAUAUCCCUCUAUAUUAGAAAUCGAUUAUUGCAGAUGUUAGCAGCUAAUAAACCUCCAAUCAUUAUCUUUGCAAAUUAAAAGAAGAGUGUUGAAAUACUAAGCAAAACCCUCGAAAAAUACGGAGUAAUAAUGAUCAUAUAUUUUAGUAUAAUUCUGUGGUUUAUCAUGGAAGUAAAACCUAACAACAAAGGGAAGCAGCAGUAGAAGGGUUCAAGUCCAAAAAGAUUGAUAUUCUAAUUGCCACCGAUUUGGCAUCUAGAGGUUUGCAUGUAGAGGGAGUUUAAAUGGUCAUUAAUUUCGAUGCUCCCAAAAAUAUAUAGGUAUACAAUAUAUUGAUAAAAAUAAAAGGAUUUCAUACAUAGAACUGGAAGAACAGGUAGAGCAGGUAAACGAGGACUAGCUGUGACAUUUCUUACUAAUUAGGAUUAGGAUCUAUUUUAUGAUCUAAAAGAGUAUUUGAUUAAAAGUGGACAAAAUGUUCCACCAGAGUUGGCUUAACAUAUGGCAUCAAAUUAAAAACCUGGUUCUGUGCCUGAUAAUGUGCCCAGAAGAAAACAAGUAAUUUUGGCGCAUUGA